Coccinella septempunctata (seven-spotted ladybird) is the source of this 1479-nucleotide messenger RNA. RefSeq names its product N-acetylglucosamine-6-phosphate deacetylase. The coding region runs from base 207 to 1388 and encodes 393 amino acids. Gene Ontology annotation, biological process: N-acetylglucosamine catabolic process. Gene Ontology annotation, molecular function: N-acetylglucosamine-6-phosphate deacetylase activity. NCBI's taxonomy places the organism in Eukaryota, Metazoa, Arthropoda, Insecta, Coleoptera, Coccinellidae. The transcript is spliced from 7 exons. The record is from RefSeq and is a predicted model, not a curated record.
GUCAAACAAUUCGUUUUUACAGUUAUGUUUCUGUCAUCCAAAACCUCUCCGUAGAUGCUCGAGCAGUGCUCUGAAUUCAGAUUAAAAUGAGCGCAUUGAGAUAAGAUGUGUAUUGAGUACGAUGUAUGUUCAGAUAAAAUAUGCAGUAUUGGGGUCGAUCAAUCAAUUCAGUUUUUAUUCGGUGAAAUUGAUUCUCAUUUUAUAAGAUGCCUCUAAAGCAAUUCUUCAACUGUAGGAUAUUGCGUGAUCACCAAAUUAUUGACGAGCAUUUGUGGGUGAGAGAUGGGAAAAUUAUUGAUCCCGAAAAAAUUUUCUUCGAGGAAAAGUGUACGCCAGAUGUGAAGAUUGAUUGCGGUGGCCUCAUUAUUGCUCCUGGGUUCAUUGACAUUCAAAUUAAUGGAGGCUACGGAGUCGAUUUUUCGCACAACAUAGACACAAUAGAAGAAGCGGUUAACUUGGUGGCCAGUAAAAUCAUCGAAAAUGGUAUCACUUCAUUUUGCCCAACGAUCGUCACAUCCCCUAUUCCUGUCUAUAGAUCGAUAUUGCCGAAAAUAAAAAGGACACCUGGUGGAUCACAUGGCGCUUCAGUUCUAGGAAUUCAUGUAGAAGGGCCGUUUAUCAGCCCGGAAAAGAAAGGAGCUCACCCACCCCAUUGCAUAAGAGACUUCAGUAAGGGUUUUGAUUGUGUCGAGCUAGCUUAUGGAUCUUUCGAAAAUAUCAGCAUUGUUACUUUGGCACCUGAACUUCAAAAUAGCAUGGAAGUGAUAAAAAAACUGGUGGAGAAAAAUAUCGUUGUCUCCUUAGGACAUUCUGUAGCUGAUUUGAACAAAGGCGAGGAAGCGUGUAGGAACGGGGCAACUGUAAUAACACAUCUUUUCAAUGCGAUGUUAGGCUUUCAUCACCGAGAUCCUGGAUUAGUUGGUCUCUUGACGUCGGAAAAAAUUCCUCAACCAGUAUAUUAUGGAUUGAUAUCCGAUGGAAUUCAUACACAUCCAGCGGCAGUAAGGGUUGCAUAUAAGUCCCAUCCUGAUGGAGCAGUUUUGGUGACUGACGCAAUAGCAGCUCUUGGUUUAACUGAUGGACAAUAUCAUUUGGGACAGUUGGAUGUUGAAGUUAAAGGCGAAAAGGCCAUGAUAGCAGGAACCGAUAUAUUAUGUGGCUCAACUAGUAACCUCAAUCAAUGCGUACAGAAAUUCCAUAAAUACACAAAGUGCCCAAAAGCCUUCGCACUCGAAGCAGCUAGCCUUCAUCCAGCGAAGGUUCUCGGCAUAGAGAAAAUUAAAGGAACACUAGAUUUUGGGGCAGAUGCAGACUUGAUCUUUGUAAAUGACGAUCUGCGUGUACAAUCAACUUGGAUUGCGGGAGAAAAGGUAUAUCCCAAUUUCUGAUGGAAAGGACUGAUAUUACAAUUAAUGAAAAAUUCUUAUAGAUAUACCUAUACAUAAUUGUAUUUUAUUAAAUAUAUUUUAUAUUCUUCAA